AUUCACUUUUGUACCUUGACAUCAUAAUACAGUAUUCUUAUUUUUUAUUAUUACGAAAAAAUUUUAUGUGCACGCGCUGGGAAAUUGUAAAUGAGCUUUACAAUAAAUUAAUUUAAUUGAAAUAAGUAAUUAAUUUCCCACAACAUCAGGAUUGCUUGAGUGUACAUGAAUGCGAUUGCUUUUUCCAUCCAGAGAACAGUUGUAACCCAGUUCGGUUUUGGGGCUUCGAAUAGAAAAUGUUACGCUUGAUUGUGAACAAUUGCGGGCGCAGUGAUAACAGUCGCCUUUUAUUGCAACAAAUUCCAAAGUUUCAUAUCAACACAACUCUAGUAAAGAAAUCUUUAAAAGAUUGCACACAACUGAAGAACAUCCACAGUACAGUGCGAAAUGCUGAACUGAGAAGUAGUUGUCCAAAGUCCACAUCAAAAUCUGCUAAAAAUGCUGCAAAAAUCAGAGCACUCUUACUGGGAGGUGGAGGUGUUACUGUUGGUUUGGCAGCACGCACCCUCUUACAGCAGAGCCGUAAUAGAGUUCAGUGUGAAGGAAACCGAUUGGCCGGCGUCAUACAGAAAACUCUACAACAAGAAGAUGGAAAAUUUGAUUGGAAACGUUUUUGGUCUUAUCUUGAACCCCAUUUGUGGCAGUUUCUUGGUGCUAUUGCGGCAGCCCUUGUAGUGGCCUUCAUCAAUAUACGCAUACCAAAUUUGUUGGGUGAUUUAAUAAAUAUAUUAGCACGAUAUGCCAAUACUUAUGUCAAGGAUCCCUUGAAUAAUUCCUUUUUUAAGGAUGUGAGUAAGCCUGCCUCAAAUCUACUCAGUUUAUAUGUAAUGCAAUCGGGUUUCACGUUCCUCUAUAUCUACCUCUUAAGUCGUAUUGGAGAGCAAAUGGCUGCAAAGUUGCGCCAAGAUCUUUUCCGUCAAAUUAUUAUACAAGACAUUGAAUUUUUCGAUAAGAAUCGCACUGGCGAGCUGGUUAAUCGUUUGACAGCCGAUGUUCAAGAUUUCAAAUCGUGCUUUAAACAAUUCGUGUCACAAGGUUUGCGCAGCGUGGCGCAACUAAUUGGUGGAGGCGUGUCACUAUUUAUGAUUUCGCCCCAUAUGGCAGCUAUUGCGUUGGCUUCAGUACCCUGUGUUGUCAUGUUUAUGACAUAUUUAGGCAAAAAGCUGCGCCACUUGAGUAAAAAUUCUCAAGCCCAAUCAGAGCGUGCAACAUCUGUGUGUGAAGAGGCUUUAUCGAAUGUGCGCACAGUACGUUCAAGUGCUUGUGAAUAUCGUGAAAUGGAGUUGUUUGAACAUGAAACCAACGAGGCUGCCCUCUUAGCUCAAGAGCUGGGCUAUGGUAUAGCUGUAUUCCAGGGUCUGACAAACUUCUUCCUAAAUGGUCUAGUUCUUUCAACAUUGUUUAUGGGUGGACAUUUAAUGUCAACUGAAAGCUUAACGCCAGGUUCCCUAAUGGCUUUCUUAGUAGCAGCUCAAGGCGUUCAACGCUCUCUAGCCCAGGGUUCUGUGUUAUUGGGUACAAUGAUUCGUGGCAUGACUGCUGGAUCACGAGUAUUUGAGUAUUUACAACUUCAGCCUAAAGUUGAGCUUUUAAGAGGUUAUGAAAUUCCCACAGAACGUUUAAAGGGCGAAAUACGCUUUGAAAACGUUUCUUUUGCAUAUCCAACCAGGCCAGAUCAUAUUGUCCUUAAAAACUUCAGUUUGACACUUCGACCUGGGGAAACAGUUGCUUUAGUAGGAGCCAGUGGUUCUGGCAAAUCAACUAUAGCAUCUUUAGUAGAACGUUUCUACGAACCCACUUCAGGUACCAUUAAAAUCGAUGGCUAUAAAUUAGAAGACAUUUCACCUCAUUGGUUACGAGGUAAUGUUUUGGGUUUCAUAGAACAACAACCUGUUUUGUUUGCCACCACUAUUUUGGAAAAUAUACGUUACGGUAGACCUGGAUCGAAAGAAGACGAAGUAUAUGCCGCUGCCAAAUUGUCACAAUCGCAUGAUUUUGUUUCGGCCCUUCCGGACGGCUAUCAGACCAACGUAGGUGAACGUGGUACACAAUUAAGUGGUGGUCAACGUCAGCGCAUUGCUAUAGCCCGUGCUCUCCUAAAAAAUCCAAAAGUUUUAAUACUUGACGAAGCUACCAGUGCUUUAGAUGCUACAAGUGAGGCUGAAGUCCAAAAGGCUUUGGACACAGCUGUUUUGAAUCGUACCACCUUAGUUAUUGCCCAUCGUCUGUCUACCAUACGCAACGCUGACCUAAUAGUUGUAUUAGACAAUGGAUGCGUAGUGGAGACUGGAAAACAUGAUGAACUUAUGGCUAAGCGGGGACUUUACUAUGAUUUAGUGCGACAACAAGAAAGACAUAGUAAAAACGAAGAAAUUUCUCUUACCACCCAAAAUACUGCCGACAGUGAAAAUGCCAGAGAAUCGUUUAAUACUAGCAGAGGAAAUAGUCCUAAUCAUAUCGAUUCACGGCAAGAAACGGCUUACGCUUUUGAUUCUCAAAGUACUGCCAAUAGUAGGAAUAUUAACAGUGACACCAGUAGUGAUUAUAAAACUCACCAACGUCCCAAUAUGACCCAGGGUUAAAAGAGUUCUACCCUUAGACAAUAAUAAAUAAAUUUAGUUAAUUUUUUUAAGCUUAAAUUUAUUUUUUUGUUUUUAUUUAAUCUUAAUUUCCCUUUUUAAUAUAUUAAUUUGAUUUCUUUGAAAAUAUGUAAAAUUUUAAUUGAAACUAAAAACGUAAAGUGCAGGAGAAAUUUUAUUUAUGUAAAUUGUACAUGCAUACAUAUGUUUGUAUAAAUAUCCUAAUAAAUUGUUGGUCAUUUGUUGAAA
Molecule: messenger RNA, 2828 nt
Organism: Lucilia cuprina (Australian sheep blowfly)
Lineage: Eukaryota; Metazoa; Arthropoda; Insecta; Diptera; Calliphoridae
Product: mitochondrial potassium channel ATP-binding subunit
Exons: 6
Coding region: 237-2582 (781 amino acids)
Biological process (GO): transmembrane transport
Cellular component (GO): membrane
Molecular function (GO): ATP hydrolysis activity; ABC-type oligopeptide transporter activity; ATP binding
Source: RefSeq, a predicted model, not a curated record